CAACCUAAUUUACAGUAGCAGUCUUAACCUCUAAUUUGCUGUUUGAUAAACUAAAAAAGUGAAAAUAUGUAAUAAAGCCGGAUAACUAGAAGAGUUGUUUUCAAUAAAGAUAACAAAUAUCUAUGGCGAUAUAGUUAUAAAAAUAAUCAUGGCAAUGUUCGAAGUGCUAAGGAAAGACUAUAGCGAUUAUUUACAACAAUAUUUCAAACUAUCAGAUAUCUCGUCAUUUCAAAAGAGAUGUAUUGAACGUUGUGCUAAUGAUGGUGACAGAAAAGCGGCCAUCGAUCAAGCGCUUAGAGAUACUCUGUUAAUUCUGCUGAAGGAAAACCCAUCAGGCAAUGUUCAUUCUCUUGAAUCAUAUAUUACAUUUUGCAUAGAAUUAUGCAGGAGAGAUUUAGCAACGGCAAGUAUGCCGGUGAUGCUUCUGAGUGAUAUAUUUGAUACAAUGACGCUGGAUUGGUGUGAACAAUUGUUUACUUUUGUGGAAAAUAAUGUCGCCAUAUGGAAAGAGGACUUAUUUUUCACCGCAUGCAAAAACAAUUUAUUAAGAAUGUGUAACGACUUGUUGAGGAAACUAUCACGCUCACAGCAAACUGUAUUUUGCGGUAGAAUUUUAUUGUUUCUCGCAAAGUUCUUUCCUUUUUCUGAGAGAUCAGGUCUGAAUAUUGUUAGUGAGUUUAAUCUAGAAAAUCAGACGGAAUUUGGCUCUGAGAACCCAGAAGGAGAUGAUCUGGAGCAAAUAACUAAAGAUGAUGAUAAGUCAGAGAACAAAAUAUCAAUCGAUUAUAAUUUAUAUAGAAAGUUUUGGGCAUUGCAGGAUUUCUUUAGGAAUCCAAAUCAGUGUUACAGUAAAAUAUAUUGGAAAGUUUUUUCAGCUCAUGCAUCUAAUGUGCUGUCAGCAUUUGCAUCUUUUAAAUUGGAAGAGCAACGCAGCUACCCUACAACAUGCAAGAUGGAUUCUUCUAUGGAAGGCUCUCACAAGGAAACUCACUACUUUGCAAAAUAUUUAACUAAUCAAAAAUUAUUGGAGUUGCAGCUAUCUGACUCCAAUUUCAGGCGAUACGUAUUGCUGCAAUUCCUCAUUCUUUUCCAGUAUCUGAAUAGCACUGUAAAAUUCAAAGCUGAGACGCAUGAACUCAAGCCGGAUCAAGUGGAAUGGGUAAAGAUUACCACUGAACAAGUUUACACUUUGUUGACUGAAACACCACCUGAUGGGCCGAUAUUUGCGGAGACUGUGAAAAACAUUUUGAAACGUGAGGAGCAUUGGAAUGCAUGGAAAAAUGAAGGUUGUCCGCCAUUUAAGAAACCAGCAUCGGAACUCAGCAGCGACGAAGAACCGAGAAAACCGAAGAGAUCAAGACGAAGAAUCGGUGAUGUAAUCAGGGAUGCACAAACGGUUGGCAAAUAUCAUAUGGGAAACCCUGAACUUACUAAAUUGUGGAAUCUAUGUCCUAACAAUCUCGAAGCUUGCAAAUCUAAGGAUAGAGAUUUUCUCCCGUCUUUAGAAACAUAUUUCGAAGAUGCGAUAGUAGAAUUGGAUCCUGCUGCAAUGAUUGAUGAUAAAUACAAAAAAGUAAAUGACGGUAAUUUUGGUUGGAGAGCAUUAAGACUGUUAGCGAGACGAAGUCCGCACUUUUUUGUUCAUGGGAAUUAUCCCAUAAAUAAAUUGCCUGAGUACCUAGAAACAAUGAUAAAAAAAAUUGCCAAAGACCGUCCACAGACACAAUCUGAUGCGAAAUUGGAAAGUGAGGAAACACCAUCAUCAGAAUCUAACGAACAAGAAUUUAACGAAGAUGUCUUAAAGCAAGAAAGUGAGCAAGUAGAUUCUGAAAGUGCUGACGGAAAAGCUAGAAAAUUGAAUAAAGUUACAUCAGAAAUGGUGGCGAAAAUAUCGGAGAGCCUAAAGAAUGAUUGGAAGAAGUUGGCGACGAAACUUGGUUAUACAAACGAUGAGAUUGCUUUCUUCCAAGGUAAAACCACACCAUAUGAACAAUGUAAGAGUAUGCUCGAGAUAUGGGCGGAAGAAGAUGAGGAUGCGUCAGUUGAAAAUUUAGCUUAUAUCUUAGAAGGCUUGAAAUAUACAGAAGCAUUAGCAGUGCUCAAAUCUUAAUAUA
Linepithema humile (Argentine ant) is the source of this 2114-nucleotide messenger RNA. Lineage: Eukaryota; Metazoa; Arthropoda; Insecta; Hymenoptera; Formicidae. The record is from RefSeq and is a predicted model, not a curated record.